CGGAUGUAAUGAAACGGUUGCGGCUUUUUUGGCUGUAUAUUGUAUAUUUUUGUGUAAACAAUUUGAUUUUCUUUACAAGCUCGCAAUAAUAAAUACGUUUCACUAAUGAAGAUGAAUGCAACAAGUUUGUAUGUUUCAACGUGUCGGUUAAUUAUCCUAGCCGAUGUCGCCGACAAAUCUUCAUGGACAGAUCUUUUUCGAUUAGUUCCUUAUUUACGCCAAUCUUUAUCUUGCACAGUUUGUGGCAAUUUGUUAAAGGAGCCUUAUACACCAUCAAGCUGCCAACAUCAUGUCUGCAAGAAAUGUAAAGGUGGUAGAAAGAAACUGAAACCUUCUUGUAAUUGGUGCAAAGACUAUGAAAUAUACGCCGAGAAUUUGCAAUUACGAAUACUCUUACAGUGCUACAAAAAGCUUUGUGAAUAUUUUAUGGGGACUGAUGUCUACAAAGUAUUACUGGAAGAGGACGAAAUAGUCGCAGGUGUAAAUGGAGGCACUGUAGCCAGUUCUGGAUUGAUAGAUCUGAUACAAGAAGGGGCAGGGUUUUCUGAUGAUUAUAAAAGUACAGCAGGUCUCUCGAAGUCAGCAUACAGUAUACUUCCAUGUGUUUACACUAAUUCAGCAUCAACACAGACCCAAGGAGCAUCAUCUUCAAAUAACUCAGACAACUGGUCAUCCAGUAAAGAUUCUCCAAACUCAAGGUCUAUGUCAAAUGGAUCACCAAUGUAUUCUGUAAUGUAUGCCGGUUCUGGCAACAAAAUAACAAUAAAAAGAAAAGCGGUGGAUGAUACAGAAUCAACCUCACAAGGUGAAUCUAGUGGUAGAGAAAGUAAGUCAAGUUUAGGUUUCAAAAAGCCAUCAAAUCGAUCUAGAAGUUCGGCUAGCAGUAAACGCAAGGGAUGUCGAUGUGGGAAUGCUACUGCGACACCAGGAAAGUUAACAUGCUGUGGCCAGAGGUGUCCGUGUUAUGUUGAUAGUAAACCAUGUACUGAAUGCAAAUGUAAAGGUUGUAGGAAUCCACAUCGCCCUGAUGGCAUGAAGGUAAGACCACAUAUACCUCAAUUGGACAGUUUACAGUUGACUUUGAACACAAAUCCAGAUAGUUCACCAUCAUGUUCAGGAUCUAUGGACAGCUUGGAUACAGACACACUAACUAUAGAAGCAAUGGAAGAAUCUCUCAACUUCAGUGCAGAUCUCAAGUCAUCUAAUAUUAAAGUUUAUUCAAGUCAAUUACAAGAAGUGUCACCUUCACUGCCUGCCACAAUAAUGAUGGAUGAGGAUUUGCCGGGGUCACCAGAAGACGACCUGAGUUCACCGCAUGAGUACACAAUGGCAUCCCCACAUGAUGCACCAGACGACACUAUGUCUCCGCAGUCCGAACACCAUGAAGCCACUAGUGACAUUGAAGUCGAUGUAUGACAUCAAAUUUCCAUUUCUAGUGACUAGGAUACAAUCUCUGUUAAUAACAGGUCAAAGCUGAUGUUUAUAAUAUCGAUUUUUAUGCAACUAGUCACAUGGUGUCUCCAACUGUUCUUAGUCAUAAGUUUAAUGUAUUUUUGUUUUGUAAUUUUUAUGUUAUAUUUUUAUCAAUGACAUGUUAUAUUCCAUUUCUACUCGAAUAUCAGAUAAGUAUAAUUAUUGACAAUAUUGACAAAAAGUAAUUACAUACAAACACAGCACACAUAUAAGGAGUUUUCGGAUAUCAGAUGAUUUAAAGGGGUACAGUUUUGCAUGUAACCAAAGCCCGUUUCACUAGUUACUUUAGCAGUACUAAGGUAUGUUCUUCCUUUUAGAUAUUGAUGUGCAAUUAAAAUUUAUAUUAUCACAUUUCUUUUAAGCAUUAAUGAUGCUGUAAGUACUAUUUGAGUGUACUAGAAAAAAAUCCAUUUAUGAAUAGUGCACAACGAUAUGAAUCACUUUGUUGUUCGCGGUUUAAUCAGGGCCACAGUAAGACGGUAACAAAGUAGUACAGCUCGCGUGGUAGAAUGAAGGAUAGGAGAAUGUGGGAUAAGAGAGAACAACUCCUUACUAGCUGUGGUAUUAUUGUCAAUAGAAAGCUCAUAAAGACGCAAUGUUGUGACGUAGGUCAUUGUAGAUGCUUGAAGUUUCUUAGUUUAUUCAUCUCUCACAUCGUCAAUGAUGUGAUGAAGAAAAACAAAUGAAUUAAAAUUAUUAUCAAUAAUUUAGAAACAGAGCAUUUUAAAGGUAUAGGUAAUAUAAAGUUGUAUUUUUUUGUUAUUUUUAUAAACAUUUUCAAUCACAGAAUUAUCACGUUGUCGAUAUUUUGACGAAUUGUUCUCUACUAGCCUACAAUCCGAAAUUAAUGCCAAGAACUUGUAAAAGUUUGAAGAUGUAGAAAUUAAAUUAGCAAUAAUUGUUAAAUUUCCAAUUUUAUUGGUGGAUUUAUUUAUUCAUCGUAAAAAAAUUCGCAUAAUUUUAAAUCCAAACAUUCAGUCUCCCCACACUAUUGUCAGUUGACAUGAACUUACACAUCCUACUGAUGACUUAAUUUAAUAUGAAGUUUAUUUUACGUGUAUCAAAUAUCAAAUCUGUAAACAAUGAAAUUAAUUAUAAAAUAUUACUUUUAUCAAUAGUUAUGAAUUUAUCAUGAUCAAGAACUUAGAUAUGAAUAUGUUGCAAGUAUUAUUUCAAAUGUAAGCAUUGCUCAGAUUAAUUUACUUAAAUAAAAAUAUCCCAUUAAGUCAGAUGUACCAUUGAUGGUACUACUGACACUUUUACGUCACUAGUACCAUUAAAAAUAAAUGUUCGGAAACUCUCUGAAGUACCAUUAAUGGUACUACUGAGUACGUUCAUUGAUAUUUCUCCGACUAAACACGGGGGAAUAUAUUGUAUUUCUAAUGGUACCGUAAUAGCGUGUCAGGAGUACCAUCAAUGGUACAUCUGACUUUAGGGAAAAAUUGCUUUGUGGUUUUUGUAUCACUGAUACAUCAGCCGCUAGCGUGCCGUGCAUAUCAAGCACUCAAAAUGAAAUCUCACAAAACAGUGGUUACUAUUAUGAAUGAUAGAAAAAGUAGUCCAUAAAGGCAUAACAGCUUCACAUAAAAUUGGAGAACUUAUAGUAUACUUUAAGUUAAUAAAUAUCACAGCAACCCUCUGAAAAUUGUUCUACAUAUUGUUAAUAAUUAACUCAACACGUUUUUUUGUAUCUCACAUUGCAAAGUAGAGAUAUAGGUGGCUUCACAUUAACAUUAUAAUUAGAAAUUGUAUAUUAGAUAUGAAUAAAUACCUAACUUUCGUAACCACAAAUGCCAUUUGAAAUAAAUCAUAUUUUAAUAAUGUAAUAAUAACAUUAGAUUUUGAGAAUUAAAUAAUUUCAAAGAGCUGUGAUAAUGGAUCACCAUUGAUUGUUGCAUAUUUCUGUACUGGCAUAGUUCGUUGUGCGGAAUAAAUAUAGACUUAACGCUCUGAGUACAAAUAAAUGUAAUGAGAAUAAUACAAUUGAUGUAAUUUCGCUUUAAAUCUUAAGUAGACAAAUGAAAUAAAACCCA
Molecule: messenger RNA, 3506 nt
Organism: Chilo suppressalis (striped riceborer)
Lineage: Eukaryota; Metazoa; Arthropoda; Insecta; Lepidoptera; Crambidae
Source: the annotation of a GenBank genome assembly